Messenger RNA from Symbiodinium necroappetens, 678 nucleotides. The record is from the annotation of a GenBank genome assembly. Lineage: Eukaryota; Dinophyceae; Suessiales; Symbiodiniaceae.
AUGAGCGGCGUGACCUGCUGCUUGCGCUUCCCGGGACAGCUGAACUGUGACCUGCGCAAGAUCGCCGUCAACCUGGUGCCUUUCCCGCGCUUGCACUUCUUCAUGACGGGCUUCGCCCCGCUGACCUCCCGCGGGUCGCAGCAGUACCGUGCCCUGACCGUCCCUGAGCUGACCCAGCAGAUGUUCGACGCCAAAAACAUGAUGUGCGCUGCGGACCCCCGCCACGGCCGCUACCUCACCGCGGCAGCGCUCUUCCGCGGCCGCAUGUCCACGAAGGAGGUGGAUGAGCAAAUGCUCAAUGUCCAAAACAAGAACUCCUCCUACUUCGUGGAGUGGAUCCCGAACAACAUCAAGGCGUCGGUUUGCGAUAUCCCUCCCAAAGGUCUCAAGAUGGCCGUCGCCUUCGCAGGAAACUCGACCGCCAUCCAGGAGAUGUUCAAGAGGAUGGCGGAGUACUUCACGGCCAUGUUCCGGCGCAAGGCCUUCUUGCACUGGUACACUGGCGAAGGCAUGGACGAGAUGGAGUUCACUGAGGCGGAGUCGAACAUGAACGACUUGGUGUCCGAGUAUCAGCAGUAUCAGGGGGCGGUGCUGGGUCAUGUUGAUAUCACUUGGUCCGAUGCCACUGCCGAGGAGGAAGGUGAGUUUGACGAGGAGGAGGGCGAGUAUGAUGGAUAG